UCCAAAUGGAAAAAAAAAAAAAGACAGGAAAAUAAAUGAAAUAAAUAGCACAGUGCCCUGGAUGGGCGUAGGCCAUAGAGAAAAAUAAAUAAAAUAGCACAGUGUCCUGGAUGGACAUAGGGCAGAGAGGUGGUUAUAAGAGAACUCUCUUAGAUUGUCUAGAGCGUGUGGAUUUGUGUGGGGCCUUUAAGGAAAAUGGGUAUAAAAGGCUCUUAAGUAGAAAACUCUUUAGCAAAGGGAGAGGUAGGUAAGUGCAGAGUAUUUCGGGGACUUAAGCAUUUGAUAUUGUGGAGUUAAAAACAGAAGUUAAGAUGUUUAACAGAAACCAAGCAUAGAAGUUUAUGACUAAUCCUAGCACUUAGACAGCUGAAGCAGGAGGAUUGUUACAAGGGCAGCCUUGACUACAGAGUCAUAUCUGUCGGUCCCCAACCUUCCUCCCACACACAAAAGCAAUACCAAACAAGUCAUCUUGCAUUCAUUGUAUAUGACAAGUUCUUAUUCGUGUAAAAUUCAGUGACUACAUACUGUUUCCUUAGUCCCAGUCAUGGAGCACGUGCUACCUGUUUAACACUGGUGGUGGCUCUUUAUCACAUUCCGUUCUCAAAGCUGACCCUGUAAGUUAGGACUUAAUCCCAAAUUAGAUGAGCAGAGGAGUAGGUAGGACCGGCCAGUAUCCAGUGAUGGAGUGAUGGUAGCUCAGGAUAACUAGCAAAGCCAGUGUCCCCUGCACCACAGCACACCCACAGUUACUCUGGCAAUAGUCACAUUUGUCACAUGCUCAGAUUAAAGAAUUCCAUGUUUGGUUUUGAAAGAAUAUAGAAAACAUUUUUUAAAAAUGUAUGUGUAUGAAUGUUUUACCUGCAUGUAUGACUGUGCACCAUGUGCAUGCCUGGUGAAAGCAGGGGCCAGAAGAGGACAUUGGGCACCCUGGAAAUGGAAUUAAGAGAUGAUUGUGAGCGUCCAUGUUGGUGCUGGGAAUCAAUCCCAAGUGCUCCGGAAGAGCAGCCAGUGCUCUUAGCCGUUGCCAUCUGUCCAGCCCUGAGAGAUCUCUGAGAAGGCAGUCUUUGUACUGUGGGGUAUUCAUUAUGCAAUUCAAUUAUUGUUUAAAACCAUUAAUUAGCCAGCAUGAUAACACAUGCGUUCAGUCUCAGCAUUUGGAAAGAAGAGGCAUGUGGAUCUCUGAGUUCAAGACCAGUCUGACCUACAUAGUGACUUCCAGACCACGCUUGGGCUACAUAGACCCUAUCUCCAAAAAAGAAAAGAAAGCCUCACAAAAACCCAACAUUUUUAAAAACCCUGUUUGUUCUACUUUAUAGACUGUAAAAAGAUUUAAAUACAUAGGACCUGGUUUUGAUCUCUAGCACUGAGAGAGGAAAGAUUUAUUUAAAGAAGAUUUUCAUUCUUUUCAAAGUAUUUUUCAUGGCCAGACAUGCUGGCUCAUGCCCAUAAUCCCAGCACUUAGGAAUAGAUGCAGGAAGAUGAAGACUUCAAAAUCACCCUUUGAUACAUGAUGAGUUCAAAGCCAGCCUGAGCUUCAUGAGACCCUGUCUCUAAAACUAAAACAAAGAAGAAAACCCAGCAACAACAACCCAUGUAAUGAUUUUAGGAUGUUCAUGCCCAGGUGAGACAAGAGCUGUUGUGAAGCUCCCCCAUCCUGCUGCUGCUUGUGACACUCUUGCUGUUCACUGGGAACAAAGUCCUGCUUCUACCUGCACUGACUACAACUCACCUGACAGCUUUGAGAAAUGCCCUAGGUACUGUUCUCAGAGAGUGCCCCUUUGGGGCCUGUGAGAUGGCUUAACAACUACAGGAGCCUACUGCCAAGCUUUCCAGCCUGAGUUCAACCCCCAGGAUUCACAUGGUGGAAGGAGAGCAACUUCAGCAACUUGUUCUCUGAACUCUACACAGGUGCCCAAAUGUGCACACACAUACACACAACAUAUAAAUAUUUGCAUUAAAAAGGUCCUCCUUUGCCUUAAUUUCUCAAAUCAUUUUCCUCCAUCAUCCUUCCAUGCUUGUGGGAUGGCAGAUGAGUUAACAUUAAGCAGCUGCCUUGUACACCAAGACAGCCUCUUGGCAAAGUGUUUCGGCUUUGUCUUUUAUAGAUUCUUCUGUAAAAUGUCUUCUUUGGCACUCUUUUCCAUAUCCCUUGCACUUCCCUAGUGUUUCAUUAUGCUUCUGGUGUAACUUCUGGUUCCUUUCUUUUUUGAGAAACCAGGGACUCAGGUUAGUGUGAUGGCAGCAUGGCAGACUUAAGGAUCUUCUGAUGCCAACUCCUUGUGAGAAGGUGAUGUCACAUGAAACAGCAGUGGCACCCCUUACAAAUGCAUUACCUAGUGGAGGGUAAAUCUGAAAGUUAUGCAGAGUUGUGGAGCAAACCACCAUGAAACCUAGUGGCUUAAAACAGUACCAUUUACUAUCCUGAGUCUACUGCUUGGUGGGUAUUGCUGCUGCUCUUAGCAGACCUGUUUGCAGCUGGGCUCACUCACAUAUCUCAUCAGCUGACUUUUUCAAGUCCUUCCUAUGGGACAGGAGUCUGGCCAUUCCCUCAUGGUAUGGCAGAGGCACAAACAAGAUCAUGGCAGGCCUUCCAUGCAAAGAUACAAGAAGUACAUAGACUAUUCAGAUUGGUGCUGUCAGCAUAGCUGCAGGAAGUGACGGGGCCAUGUGCAGUAUCAGUGAAAGGAGACUAGAGUUGGAAAAUAGAGGAAAACCAUUAAUUGGGCUAUAAAUAUAGUUAGGUUCCCAGUUAGGACCCCAAUAUGAAAAGAAACUUUCAAACUUAGAUGACUGAAUCACAUUUGUGUAGGGGAAGAAAUAGACCAAGUAAAGAUCUGAGCUAUGGCCUGUAGCAUUCUACAUAGCUCUGCAAGGCGGGUAGGAAGCAGAGCUCAGAGAAGUUAAAUAACUUGCUCAAGGUCAUCGGCUGAUCCAGGGUGAGGCUGAGAUGAUAUUGUAAGGCUGUCUGGCCUGGAGUCUCGGUUCUUUUCAGCACUCUAAGAAGAGAAGAGCACCAGGGUCUGUCUUCCUGCUUGUUUACUAUGUCUACAAGCCCAUCUCUAAAAUCCCACUGCAGUCCAGAAACCACAUGUCUGUUGUCCUUCCCGGUGAGGAUUAGUCUAUAGCCUGCAUAAACCUGUGGCCCUUCCUAGGUAAUUCAGAGAAGGAGAAGCCACUUCUCUUUAUUCUUUGAUAUUGAGGACAUCUGAGCAUGAGUUUUGGAGUCAGAUUUACUGGGAUUCAACCAUGCACUAGCUCUGUAACCUUGGGCAACUCAUUUAACUUCUCGAAAUCUCUUUCUUCAUCUUAAAAAAAUGGGAAUAAGAACACCUUGUUUGCAGAGCUGUUACAUGGACUAAAGCUAAAUUAUGUUUAUAAAGUGCCUAUCCCAGUGCCUGGCAUGUAAUAAAUGGUGUUAUGAAUACUGUUAGCAUCAUUUCUAAGGACAGCCUUUCCCCGUCCUGGGAACCCCUGUGUCUGUGUGUUGGACAGGUUCCCCCCACCUCCAGUCAGUCUGUGCAGACUUGUUGCCUGCUGUGUCACCGCGAGCGCAAAGGCUGGGAAGAAGGCCCUUCACAAAAUGGACUGGUGUUGCAGGGUGAGAAGCUGCCCCCUGACUUCAUGCCAAAGCUCGUGAAGAACCUCCUAGGCGAGAUGCCUCUAUGGGUCUGCCAAAGUUGCCGAAAAAGCAUGGAGGAAGAUGAAAGGCAGACAGGUCGAGAACAUGCAGUGGCGAUUUCCUUGUCACAUACACCCUGCAAAUCACAGUCUUGUGGGGGUGACUCUCAUUCAUCCUCGUCCUCUUCUUCAUCAUCCUCAUCUUCCUCCUCUUCCUGCCAUGGCAACUCAGGGGACUGGGAUCCCAGCUCGUUCCUGUCAGCACAUAAGCUCUCAGGCCUCUGGAAUUCCCCACACUCCAGCGGGGCUGUGCCAGGUGGCUCACUUGGUAGCCCUCCUGCCAUCCCUGGUGAGGCUUUCCCUGUCUCGGAGCACCACCAGCACUCAGACCUCACUGCUCCCCCUAACAGCCCUACCGGCCAUCCCCCACAUCCAGCAUCUCUGAUUCCUUCUCACCCCGGCUCCUUCAGCUCACCGUCCCACCCACAUGUGUUGCCCUCCACCCCGGAAGCACCUUUCCCUGCCCAGACUUCAGAGUGCCCUGUGGCUACUGCCACUGCCACCCACCCCCCAGGGCCUUGUCAGAGCCCCCAUCUGCCCUCCACCAGCAUGCCACUCCUGAAGAUGCCUCCACCAUUCUCUGGGUGCAACCACCCCUGCAGCGGGCACUGCGGUGGGCACUGCGGUGGGCCUCUCCUCCCACCACCGAGCUCGCAGCCACUCCCUAGCACUCACAGCAGGGACCCUGGGUGCAAGGGGCACAAAUUUGCACACAGUGGCCUGGCCUGUGAGGCAGAUGAGGGUCUGGGCGAGGAAGAGGAUAGCAGCUCUGAGCGCAGCUCUUGCACCUCGUCCUCCACCCACCCACGCGAUGGGAAGUUCUGUGACUGCUGCUACUGUGAGUUCUUCGGCCACAAUGCGCCACCCGCUGCCCCGACGAGUCGGAAUUAUACUGAGAUCCGGGAGAAACUCCGCUCGAGGCUGACCAGGCGGAAAGAGGAGCUGCCCAUGAAGGGGGGCGCCCUGGGCGGGAUCCCUGGGGAGCCUGCGGUGGACCACCGAGAUGUGGAUGAGCUGCUGGAAUUCAUCAACAGCACGGAGCCCAAAGUCCCCAACAGCGCCAGGGCUGCCAAGCGGGCCCGGCACAAGCUGAAAAAGAAGGAAAAAGAGAAGGCCCGGUUGGCAACAGAAGCUCUGAAGCAGGUGAAUCGUGUUUCUGGAAGCCAGGAGCUAAGACCUGCCAGGGAGAGGCUCCUAGAGUGGCCUGACCAGGAAUUGGACCGGGUCAAUAACUUCUUGAGUAGCCGCUUACAGGAGAUCAAGAGCACCGUCAAAGACUCCCUCUGUGCCAGUUUCAGCAUGUGUGAGCUCAACCUGGAUAGCGGUGGCUUUAAGGAAGGGACUGUAGAACCUCAGUCCCAGACUCUGCCCCCUUCAGACCUCAAUGGCUCCUCUGAGCAACAGCCUGAUAUCAACCUUGACCUGUCCCCUUUGACUUUAGGCUCCCUUCAGAGCCACACAUUACAAGCUCCAAGUGAGCCAGUCAUACCAUGGGCAGAAAGAAGAGCCCCUCACCCAGCAUGGACAGAAGUACGGGGUCCCCCUCCUGGUACCCCUGAGAAUGGGCUCGUGAGACGACUCAACACUGUGCCCAACUUGUCCCGGGUGAUCUGGGUCAAGACACCCAAGCCAGGCAACCUAAGCUCUGAGGAAAGUUCGAAGGAAGUUCCCAGUUGCAAGCAGGAGCCAGCUGAGCCGGUGACCACAGGUGGGAAGCAAAGGAAGAGCAAGAGGCAGGGAAAUCAAGCAAAGAAGAGUGAGGCUGGUCCGACCCCAGGAAACCUAGAGGCACCCAGUGCCAAGAGCCAGACAUCUAACACCAAGCAGCCAGGCAAGGGCCCAGAGCCUGCCAAAGUGGGUAAUUGCGCAGAACCUGGAGAGGGCAGCCGGGGGAGCCGGCCAGGACCAAGUUGGGCUGACAACCCCAAAAUUGAGAAGAAGGGUAGUUCCUGGCAGAACUGGCCAGGUGAGGCCAAGGCACGGACUCUGGAGCAGGAAUCUGUGCAGACCCCAGGCCCAGCAAGGCCACAGAGCUUGUCCCAGGGCAAAGGUCGCAGCCGCCGGAGCCGCAAACAGGAGAAGUCAGCCUCCUCCUUGGACGAUGUGUUCCUGCCCAAGGACAUGGAUGGGGUGGAGAUGGAUGAGACAGAUCGCGAGGUGGAGUACUUCAAGAGGUUCUGUUUGGAUUCUGCAAAGCAAACUCGUCAGAAAGUUGCUGUGAACUGGACCAACUUCAGCCUCAAGAAAACCACUCCUAGCACAGCUCAGUGAGGCAGAGACCUCAGCUGCCCUGCCAGGUCGACUUCAGGUCAUCUCAAGGCCCCAACUCAAGCUGCAGAUGUAGCUUCUCCUCCUUCCACCUGAGUUGACCCUCCCUGCUCCCACCACCCUGACCAACCAAAAGCGGAACGGAUGCCAUGCUGUGCGGGGCCUUUCAGGACCUCAGCAGAGCCGCUUCCUGGUGCUAAGCAGCCUUGACACUCAGAGCCCAGGGAUGGGCUGGCCUGUGAGCCAAGGGCUGAUGGGACUGCUGGCCCAACACUGCUCUCUUUGUGUUUGAUUUUGUUGUUUUGUUUUGUUUGUUUUGUUUUUUAAUUCUUUACUUUUGAUACUGUGAAUAUCUUCCAUGCGGAAAGAUAAAGCAACAUUUGGACACAGAA
Messenger RNA from Microtus ochrogaster (prairie vole), 6338 nucleotides. It is a transcript of the gene Fam193b, whose product is annotated as family with sequence similarity 193 member B. Gene Ontology annotation, cellular component: cytoplasm; nucleus. The record is from RefSeq and is a predicted model, not a curated record. Lineage: Eukaryota; Metazoa; Chordata; Mammalia; Rodentia; Cricetidae. The coding region runs from base 3418 to 5949 and encodes 843 amino acids. The transcript has 9 exons.